Messenger RNA from Exophiala oligosperma, 2787 nucleotides. RefSeq lists its product as uncharacterized. Lineage: Eukaryota; Fungi; Ascomycota; Eurotiomycetes; Chaetothyriales; Herpotrichiellaceae. The transcript has a single exon. The record is from RefSeq and is a predicted model, not a curated record. Gene Ontology annotation, cellular component: membrane. Gene Ontology annotation, molecular function: calcium ion binding. The coding region runs from base 1 to 2787 and encodes 928 amino acids.
AUGACACUUGUUGAGGUGUUGAUGCUUUCCAAGCUGGGACUUGUCGUGUCGCUUCUGGUGGGCACUGCCUUAGCUACACCACAGCUCGCCUUUCCAAUAAACGCUCAGUUUCCUCCGGUCGCUUACGUUUCUCAGCCAUAUAAAUUCGAGUUCGCUGUCACGACUUUUGUGUCUACACUACCACAGCUUGUCUACACCAUUACCGAUGCACCGAAAUGGCUCGUUUUCGACAGUGCAAGUCGAGUCCUGACGGGAACACCACUCUCAAAAGAUGUCGGAACAAAUACCUUUAAGCUAACAGCAGCAGAUUCGACAGGCGAGGCGGCGACUACUAUUACUUUGAUAGUGCUUUCUGAGCUAAGCGUUUUGACGACGAAUUCUCCGGUGCUUCCACCAUUAAAAAAGGCCGGCCCAGUGUCAGCCCGGCAAUCCCUGAUAUUGCAUCCUUCGCAGCCUUUUGAAGUAGUCUUCCCUCCAGAGACAUUCCUGGGAACUGAUUCGAGCACCAACUACUAUGCGGCAUCGCAAAUCCAUUCCCCUUUACCAUCGUGGAUACAGUUCGACCCGUCGCAACUCUCAUUCAAAGGUACUAGCCCUCCUUUGAUUCCGCCCUCACCAGCACCUCAAACCUACGGAUUUGUGAUGAUGGCUUCAAAUAUCCCAGACUUUACACAAGCCAUGAUUCAGUUCGACAUUAUUGUUAACGAUAAUGCCCUUGCGUUCACAACACCCGUACAACAAUACAACAUCUCUAGUAAUGUCCGCUUCGAGACACCUCCACUUCGUUCCUCCCUUUUGCUCAACGGCGAGGCCAUCACAGACGGGCAGAUUGCAAACGUGACUACGAACGCACCGGGUUGGCUCAAGCUAGACAAACGGCAGAUUACGUUGAGCGGCAGCCCUCCAGCUGCCGCUGACAUUAACGUUACAAUUAGUGUCACGGAUACCUACAACGAUAUCGCGAACACGACGAUUCAGCUUCAGCAUGGGGGGCAUAUUGCCAUGUCGAUUGGUAGGAUUGCAUCUGUCAGAAUAAAUCUCGGUCAAGAGUUCUCCUACAGUGUGAAUAACUCGGAAUUUGCUGGGCCAGGACAGAUGACCAUCGAUUUGGGAACCAUGUCUAGCUGGCUUCACUUUGAUGCGCAGCGGCGAAUAUUAUCGGGCUACCCUCCGUUGGACCUGCCUUACAACACAAUAAACAUACCAGUAACGUUCAGGAAUGUCACCAUGGACAUCAUGGGCACUGUCGACCUGCAACCGGUGCUGAUGAAGACCAAAGCCUCUGGCACGUCUAUGAGUGGUACCCAGCCAACAUCUACGACAACACCAAGUAAGACCGACAUUUCCCACAGCACAGCUGCCCGACCCAGCACAAAUCCCAGUCGGCAUGUAACAACCAUCAUAUUAGCAAUGCUUGCCGUGGCAUGCGGGCUUCUCACCAUACUCUGUCUCGUACUAUGGAUUAUGAAACGGAGAAGGGAAAAGAUUCAAGAUGUCGGCGAGCAAGAGCAAGAGCACUAUUUGGGGGAUAAUCAGAGAGGCGAAGAGGCCACGACGGAACGUGCAGAACCCCCGUCGAAUACUCCGCUUCCUGUGCAGUUGAUCAAUUCUCAGGAAGCAGGCCCUGUUCCACCACCAAACGUUGAUUUGACAUGGAAAAGUGAUGUGACGGGGCGACCUAGACAUGGUUCUCCCGGACGAGCGAAUCUGCCGUCAGCCCAAGCUCCUCGAAGCACAUAUACUGGGGGACCACUUGAUAAUCACCCGGUUCGAGGAAGUUUCCCGAACACUGGUGCACUGCGCAAACAAGUCCCUCCGUCGAGACAGGAGGCUCGCAACUCAGUACCUCAAGAGCCUUCGGUCUCGAAAAUUGAUGUGAAUAAGAGAGAGUCACUAAUACCCGUUCGUCAACUGAGGUUGCAAUCUAUAAUUGGUCUUCCAAACAGGAGAAGCGGAGCUGGACAUGGGACCGGCGUUCUAGUCUACUCCGAGGCCGAUAAUGAGCACGAAACUCGGACAACGCAAACGCCCGUGGAGAGUAGGCGGACUACCAUGGUGCUUGACUCAUUCCCGAACCCGCCACAUGAUAUAUCAAGAACGACCAAAGUCCCACCGCUCAACAACUCUGCCGGUCCUUCCCUGCACACUUCCGAGGACAGCAAUCUUACUUUCGAGGUACGAAGACAGCAAUGGCAUACUGAACGCGCUCGGGCACAGUUGGAAGGAGGAGCACGUUUCUCCAAUGCAGGGUCCUCAUUCGUGCCGAGAGGGCCCCGGGAUCGGACGGGGAAACAUGCCGCUGCUCGCCAUACCAAACCGUUGUCUUUGCUAUCCUCGUACGAAGAGAAUGACCGGCCUACUUCGAGAAAACCCUCCUGGUCGAGAUGGUCAGGCACUGGUCCGGCGGCUCACGAUGCGUUCCGGUCCGCAAGUCCGCUGGAUUCGCUGACCGAGAACCUGCCACAGCCCGGGAGAUGCGCCGGUUUUACGAGCGCUGGGCAAUUCGACUCUGCUGCAUCUUCUGACAGCCAGUGGGAAUUUGAAGAUCUCGUCGACGAGGACACGAAUGGGGCGACGCGUCAAUGGCAGACGAAUCGAAAGCCAGCAACCACGCCGCGGCUGCCUUUUGACACUGUCCCAAGCUCACGGCAAAGCACCAGUAGUGAGGUUCCUCCAACACGACCCUCAAGGGCACGACUGUCAGAUGUGAGGAGGAAGCAUGCCAGUGUAGCGGAUGGGGAGCUGAAAACAUACCAGAGUCAGUACGGAAAUUUUCGCUUCAUAUGA